AUGAUUCUCCUCGACUACCACAACCGCAUCAUCGAGGACACCCUCAAGACUCGCUUCAACCCCGAGAACAAGCCCAAGCCGGUCGACAUGUCCAUCGUCGACUUUGAUGGCGUCUCUUACCACCUCUCAACUCUGGAUGACAACGAUGCAAAGCUCAACCUCUCCAUCCGCUGGAAGUGCUGGAACGAACUCGUCCAGUACGGAGCCCUCGAUGUCCUCAAGCGCGAAUACAGCCGCUGGAUCAUUGACCCCGAGCACGGAUACGACUUUACCCUCCAAUUCGACCUCAACGACAUUGGCGGCGAUCCUGAGGAUGUGAUUCGCAGGGUAUCAUUAUUGAAGCGUAAUGCCAUGGCUGCUCCUUUCGAGAGAGCAUUUGAUGCACAGUCGUUGGCUGAGCAGGAGGACCACUGGGACCCCUCGUCCUCUCAAUUGAUGACCAUCCAUUACCGCGAUGGCGAGGCUAUCUACGUUCAGAACCAGCAGGACAGAGUCACUGUCAUUUUUUCUACAUUGUUCAAGGAAGAGACUGACCGCGUCUUCGCCAAAGUCUUCCUUCAGGAAUUCGUGGAUGCCAGAAAGAAGCCUCAUCUGCAGAACGCACCCCAGGUCAUCUACUCGCACCGCGAACCACCACUGGAGAUUCGUCAUGUCCCUGGUCUCUUGGACUCUGAGAGCCAGGGUUACAUUACAUUUGUUCUGUUCCCACGCAACUAUGCCGCAGGAGCUGUUCGUGAGGAGACAAUCUCGAGGAUCCAAAUCUUCCGCGACUACCUCCACUACCAUAUCAAGUGCUCGAAGGCGUAUAUGCACUCGCGCAUGCGUGCCCGCGUUUCUGAUUUCCUCAAGGUCCUCAACCGUGCCAAGCCCGAGAUCCAGGCGUCAGAGAAGAAGCUUGCCAGUGGAAGGACCUUCCGCCGUGCGUAA
Molecule: messenger RNA, 927 nt
Organism: Linnemannia hyalina
Lineage: Eukaryota; Fungi; Mortierellomycota; Mortierellomycetes; Mortierellales; Mortierellaceae
Source: the annotation of a GenBank genome assembly